This is a messenger RNA of Oryza brachyantha (malo sina), 1469 nucleotides long. RefSeq names its product 2-alkenal reductase (NADP(+)-dependent)-like. The coding region runs from base 127 to 1164 and encodes 345 amino acids. The transcript is spliced from 3 exons. The record is from RefSeq and is a predicted model, not a curated record. Gene Ontology annotation, molecular function: 2-alkenal reductase [NAD(P)H] activity. Lineage: Eukaryota; Viridiplantae; Streptophyta; Magnoliopsida; Poales; Poaceae.
UCGCAGAUCGCAGAAAAAUCUGCAAGAGCAAAAAGGACCCGCGCCACCGCGGACGGAGAGAUCGAGUUCGAGAGCGGAGAGGGUGAGGCGCUAGGUGCUCCGACCGGAGUUUUCUCGGGGUUCUAGAUGGCGGCGACGAACAGGAAGAUCGUGUUGAGGAACUACGUGACGGGGUUCCCCAAGGAGUCCGACAUGGAGCUCGUCGCGGCGGGCGGCGCGGCGCCGUCGAGGGUGCCCGAGGGCACGGACGGCGCCGUCCUCGUGAAGAACCUGUACCUGUCGUGCGACCCCUACAUGCGCGGCCGCAUGUCCAAGAGCGACGGCUCCUCUUACGUCCACGGUUUCGUCGUCGCCGAGCCUAUCACCGGCUAUGGCGUCGGCAAGGUGGUGGACUCGAGACACCCGGGAUUCAAAGCCGGCGACUACGUGUGGGGGAUGACGGGAUGGGAGGAGUACAGCCUCAUCAAGGAUCCCACGGGCCUCUUCACCAUCAGGCAUCCCGAGCUGCCGCUCUCCUACUACACCGGCCUCCUCGGCAUGGCCGGCUUAACGGCGUACUACGGGUUCCACGAGAUAUGCGCGCCCAAGGAAGGCGAGAGGGUGUUCGUCUCCGCGGCGUCCGGCGCCGUCGGCCAGCUCGUGGGGCAAUUCGCCAAGCUCAUGGGCUGCUACGUCGUCGGGAGCGCCGGCUCCGACGACAAGGUCACGUUGCUCAAGGAGAAGUUCGGCUUCGACGAGGCCUUCAACUACAAGAAGGAGAAGGACCUGAACCUGGCGCUGAAGAGGUGCUUCCCGGAGGGCAUCGACGUCUACUUCGAGAACGUCGGCGGCGCGAUGCUGGACGCCGUGCUGCUCAACAUGCGGGUGCGCGGCCGCGUCGCCGCGUGCGGGAUGAUCUCCCAGUACAACCUGGACCGGCCGGACCCCAUCCACAACCUGACGGCCAUCAUCACGAAGCGGCUCCGGAUCGAGGGGUUCAUCGUGAGCGACCACUACGACAAGUACAGGGAGUACGAGGAGAAGGUCGCGCGGUACGUGAAGGAGGGGAAGAUCGCGUACGUGGAGGACGUCACCGAAGGGCUCGAGAACGCGCCGGCGGCGCUCAUCGGCCUCUUCUCCGGCCGGAACGUCGGCAAGCAGGUGGUUGUCGUCGCCAAGGAGUAACCGCGCGCGAGUGUAGUUUUAUCCGUGUCAAACGCUGUGAACUAGGCCGCGUGGUUACACAUAGACCCCGUUCGUUCUCCUGGAAUAAUUCAGAUUCCCUCUUUUCGGGUGUGCACACGUGCCCGUUAAACGGCGUGUUUUUUAUUAAAAAAUCUCUAAAAAUUCAGAUUAAUCCAUUUCUCUAUUUGUAUAGUUAAUAAUUAAUUAAUCACGUACUAAUCUAUUAUCACGUUUUUCAUGCCUCCUGUGGAGCCAAACUCAGCUAUAGUAUAACAGGGUGUAUUCACAAUAUGGUUAUAUAGUAC